AUGAUGGUUGGCCCCGAAGCCCCCAGCUAUAUCGAAGUACCACAAUCGAUCCAACCCGAUCUCCCUCGUCGUCCGCAGCUCAAGGGUACUCUUCCUGUCCCCAGAGAGCUAUUCCCGGCCAAUCGACCCGACAAACCUACCGAAUCAUACAUUUCAGACGCUGCACCGUUGCCGUCAAACACAACCCUAAAGGUCUCACCAGACCACCCUCAAUAUGAACGUCUCCAAUGGAAACAGAAAAUGGCAGAGAACAGGAGGAAGAACCUGCGUGAAGGUCUCUUGGAGCUACAUGAACGCAAGAAAAAUUCUCACCGAAGAAUGGUCGCCAGGAGCAAUACCAGAGAGAAUCUUCGAACUCAAAUCAUGAAUCAGCCACCGCGAAAAGAUGAACUUCUCACAGCACCUACAACGGUUUCGGCUAUGAAACCCACCAAAUGCAAGGUACUACCGAACCCGGGUGCAGAAGAACGAUUGGCGCAGUCAAUUGUAAAAGUCCAGGAGGCUCAGGCCGCCAAACGUGAGGAUAUGAUGAAUUCACUCCACGAACUUUACGUGAAUGCGCAGAAGUUUAUCGUCAACGAAGAGCAACUCAAAGCCGAGCUCGAACGUGUCUUCCCUGAUAAGAAUAACCCUGACUGGGCUAAUGGACGUCGUGCUGGAGACAGCAUUUGGAACUUGGGUCCCCCACCUACUAUGAGUUCGCUGGCCUACCAAACGAAGGAUGAGCUGACCAAAUGGGAAACCGUGCAGCGACGAACCAAGAGACUUGCCGAGGAGCUUACCGGAGGCAAAAUAUAA
Arthroderma uncinatum is the source of this 798-nucleotide messenger RNA. RefSeq lists its product as uncharacterized. The transcript has a single exon. Lineage: Eukaryota; Fungi; Ascomycota; Eurotiomycetes; Onygenales; Arthrodermataceae. Bases 1 to 798 code for a protein of 265 amino acids. The record is from RefSeq and is a predicted model, not a curated record.